Molecule: messenger RNA, 1494 nt
Organism: Auanema sp. JU1783
Lineage: Eukaryota; Metazoa; Nematoda; Chromadorea; Rhabditida; Rhabditidae
Source: the annotation of a GenBank genome assembly
AUGGGCUUAUUAGAUAUAAUCAAAUCAUUCAAAUCAAACAAUGGACGCGAAAUUCGGAUAUUAUUGCUCGGUCUCGAUAAUGCCGGUAAAACGACAUUACUUAAGCAAAUAUCUACAGAAGAUAUCAAUAACGUCGUUCCAACCAAGGGUUUUAAUGUGAAAUCCGUUGUUACUAACGGCGAUAUUCGACUUAACGUCUGGGAUAUUGGCGGCCAGCGAGCAAUCAGACCAUUCUGGUCAAACUAUUUUGAUAAUACGGAUGCAUUGAUCUAUGUAAUCGAUAGUAGCGAUCGUAAAAGAUUUGAUGAGACGGGGAUGGAACUAAUGGAGUUAUUGGAAGAAGAAAAAUUGGACAAAGUUCCUGUCCUCAUUUUUGCCAACAAACAGGAUUUGCCAACAUCAGCUAAAGCUUCCGAAAUAUCAGCACGCUUGAAACUGACAGAAGUUCGUGAUCGAGCAUGGCAAAUAGCUGCCUGUUCUGCUAUAUCUGGGGAAGGCGUUAGUGAAGGAAUUAGAUGGACCCUGACAACUUCAACUAGCGUUUCAGAAGAAGAGUUCUUAGCUGAAGUACAAGGAGCAGUAGAAUUACUUUAUCAAGCUGAUCACUUCCAAUACUUCUUCACUGAUCGCGAUGGAACAUUGAAAAGUUAUUCCUGCUCUUAUCCUAGUAGUAUUCAGCCAGCAUACUCUGGAGUUAUUCAGGCUCAGUUUGCACGUCGUUGUGCUCAAACUUGUUGUAUCCUUACAACUGCUCCACUCAUGCACAUUGGAAUCCUCGAUGUAUCAACCAUUCCACCCGGAUAUUAUUAUUAUGGAGCUUCAGGAGGACGUGAAUGGUUUAUUGAUCCUACUAAUAAGUUCAAAGACACGAGUAUUCCGGAGAAUCAUCUAGCAAUUUUAGAUAGUGUGUUCACAGAAAUAUCUCAACUGCUUGAAGAACACGAGUUCAAGCCAUUCACUUGGGUGGGAUCAGGGUUGCAGAAACAUUAUGGGCACUUGACUAUUGCUCACCAAGAUAUCUAUGGAUCUGUUGGAAAGGCUCAAAGUGACAGAUUAUUUGCUGAAAUUUCAAAGAUUUCUGAACGAUCUGAUAGAGCUGGAAACAUUCUGACUGUCAAUAGAACUGAUCUUGAUAUAAAAAUUUUGUUAAAAGCAAAAGAAUCAGGAAAAGUUUGGAACAAAGGUCAUGGAUUGCAAUUACUCUGCGAAAAGAUGCACUGCGUUUUGAAGGAGGGAAAUUUGUUGAUAUGCGGAGAUUCGCUCUCGGAUCUACCCAUGCUAGAGGAAUGUCUUCUUCAAAAUCCCCUAGGUGUCUAUACAAUUUGGGUAACCACAGAUGUGAAUUUACGUAAGCAGGUAACUGAUCUCUGUUCAUCCUAUGGUAAUGAUCAUGUCGCAUUCGUUUCUUGCCCUGAGGUUUUACUUGGAGCAAUGGCUCAAGCAACUAUACGAGAAAUCAAUAUUGAUCGUCAUUCUGAUAAUCAGACGGAUUAA